Molecule: messenger RNA, 2378 nt
Organism: Archocentrus centrarchus (flier cichlid)
Lineage: Eukaryota; Metazoa; Chordata; Actinopteri; Cichliformes; Cichlidae
Gene: cfi
Product: complement factor I
Exons: 17
Coding region: 203-2197 (664 amino acids)
Biological process (GO): proteolysis
Cellular component (GO): membrane
Molecular function (GO): serine-type endopeptidase activity; protein binding
Source: RefSeq, a predicted model, not a curated record
GGGACAUCUGUGUCCAGAAGAGAGACUGACAGUUGUUCCAUGACAGAGAGAAUAACUCUCUGUACUUGCAGGUUAUUUUAAUAGGUUUAAGUCAUUUUUAUUUCUUCUGCUUCACCUGUUAGAACAUUUCUGGAAGAACAAGACGAUCAAGACAAUAACAUUUUUGCGAACAUUUUUACCAGUUCUGGUAAAAUUUCUCAGGAUGAGAUCUGCCAGAGUAUCUCUUUCCCUGCUAUUUCUUCUCCUCAUUAACAUUGACAUGGUAAAACCAUCAGACAAUGGGGAUGAAGCAGAUGUAACUGAGACAGUCCCUGUGCUGGAAACAAAGUCACCAACCUCUCCCACACCAACCUCUCCCACACCAACAUCUCCCACACCAACCUCUCCCACACCAUCUCCCACACUAACAUCUCCCACCCUACUGGCUACUACCAAAACCCCCAAGACACCUGAGAGUGAUGAGUUUCUGGAGUCAUUUACAUGUGGGAAGACUCGUGCAUCAUGUGAUGUAGCUUUCUGCCCUCCAUGGGAGCGUUGUUUUGAAGGAAGAUGUACCUGUAAACUUCCUUAUCUGUGUCCCACUGAGACUUUGAACCCAGUCUGUGGCCGCGACAACAGAAUCUACCGAUCCUACUGCCAGGUGAUGGCGCUCUCAUGCCGGACAAAAAAAUCCUUCAUGUCCCACUUUGGGGAAAACUGUGACGCAAAUCUCCCAAAAUUCACAAGUUCAAUAGAUGAACAAACAGGAUUAGUCAGGCUCUUCAUUCCCAACAGCAGCGGUGUGGAGGAAUUACUGGUGUGUAAGAAGUUUUGGAACAUGGCAGCUGCUAACGUGGCAUGCAAGGAGCAGAAGAUACCACUGGGUGCAGCAUCCAAAGACUCUGUGGAGUAUAGGAGCUUGGGAACACUCGGACAACUUCCAGAAAAAUGCGUUAGUGUCUACUGCCAAGGUUAUGAAACGUCCCUAGCUGAGUGCAUAAUCUACGACAAGGUGACGAUUGGCAGUAUUAAUGGCAAUAAGAAUGUUGCUACUGCAACCUGUUACCAGAAAUCAACAGCACCAAGAGGCUGUCCCUUCACCUGUGCCAAUGGGAAGUGUGUGACACUGAACCAGGCAUGUAAUGGAAUUGACGACUGUGGCGACCGGAGUGAUGAGAUGUGCUGUAAAAAGUGUAAAAAAAAUGCUUUCCGCUGUAAAACGGGAAUGUGUGUGUAUAAAGAUGCACUCCGUGAUGGACAGAUCGACUGUCUGGAUGGCGAGGAUGAAACAGAGAAAGCCGUGCUCCUACAAAAGUCUAAGUCAGAUGUGCCCAAAAAUUCAGAGUACAUCUCUCCCAUGAAUGAAACUAAAGCCAGCAGAAAAAUCCUGGAGUCCAAGCUGUACUGUGGCAUUCCAAAUGCAACCACAGUGGACGAUGAGGAAGCAGGGGAUCGAGGAAGGACUAGUCAUGGACGAGCCAAGAGGGUAGUGGGAGGAGUCCCAGCAAAGCCGACCCAGAUCCAGUGGCAGGUUGCUCUCGAGGAAAACAGGAGGAUUGACUGUGGGGGAGCUUAUAUUGGAGGCUGCUGGGUCAUCACUGCUGCUCACUGUGUCAGACCUAACCCUGGGGCCUUCAGAGUGAAGUUUUCUCUCUGGAAGAAAAUUCGCGCUCAAGGCACAACUGAUAUUGUUCCUGUUGAGGACAUCUUCAUCCACCCCAAUUACAUUGCCAGCACAUAUCAGAACGACAUCGCUCUGAUAAAACUCAAGAAACUUCCAUUCACAAACAAAUGUCUGCUGGACAACCCGGCCAUUAGCGCCGUGUGUGUUCCUUGGUCCACACAACUCUUCCAGCCCAACCACACCUGCAGCAUCUCUGGGUGGGGGCGAACUGCAGAGGGCAAAUCGGCUUCGGUGUUGCUGUGGGCCAACGUUUCUCUGAUCGAAAACUGCAGCCAGUUCUACGGAGACCGGUUCAAACCAGGCAUGAUGUGUGCAGGUGAUCUGGAGGGCAGUGUGGAUUCCUGCCAGGGUGACAGUGGAGGUCCUCUGGUUUGCAAAGAUGAGCUGGGGGUUUCUUACCUCUGGGGCAUCGUCAGCUGGGGCGAGAGAUGUGGACAGCCAGGAUUCCCGGGAGUUUAUACACAGGUCGCUCAUUACUUUGAGUGGAUCAGGCUUCAAACAGGUUGGCCUGCUGUCACCAAAUUCAACUCCUGAUAGCACAAACUCGCAGCAUGUGGCCACAUUUCAGUAAAGUUGUGCUAUUUCAUUUGGGCUAAAACUGCAUGAUAAAUGAUCCUUUCACUGUUUCAUGUGACUGCUCGGUGUUUGUACGGGAAUUAAAUUACCACUUUGUAUCCAGUAAAACACCAAUAAAAUCUGCUUGUGAAGCUGUUAA